CCACCCCGCGAUCGGCGCCCCGCUGUUUCACCCUUUUCACAUUCCAUCGGACCGGACCAUUGCCAGUUUCCUCUUUUCUACCCCUCCCUCCUCUCCUCCAUCCAUCUCACCUCACCGUACCGUACCUCACCUCCCAAUUGCCGACUACAUUCCAAAAUGGCCACCAACAUCACCUACCACGCCAGCGCCCUCACCCGCACGGAGCGCAGCUCCCUCCGGCAACAACGCGGCCUCACCAUCUGGCUCACGGGCCUUUCCGCCUCCGGCAAAUCGACUUUGGCCGUGGAACUCGAACACCAACUUCUCCGCGACCGAGGCGUGCACGCCUACCGUCUAGACGGCGACAACAUCCGGUUCGGCCUGAACAAGGAUCUCGGAUUCAGCGAAGCCGACCGGAACGAGAACAUUCGUCGCAUUGCCGAAGUGGCGAAGUUGUUCGCCGAUAGUGCCAGUAUCGCUAUCACGUCGUUUAUCUCGCCGUAUCGCAAGGAUCGCGAUACCGCGAGACAGUUGCAUGAGGUGCCGACGCCGGGUGAGGAGACUGGGUUGCCGUUCGUGGAGGUCUAUGUUGAUGUGCCGGUUGAGGUGGCGGAGCAGCGCGAUCCCAAGGGAUUGUAUAAGAAGGCGAGGGAGGGCGUGAUUAAGGAGUUUACUGGGAUUAGUGCCCCCUAUGAGGCGCCGUUGAAGCCUGAGGUGCAUAUUAAGAAUCAUGAGGUGCCGGUGCAGGAGGCCGUGAAGCAGAUUAUUCAGUAUUUGGAUGAGCAGGGGUAUUUGCCUCCUAAGAAGGAGUAGAUUAGUUUUAGAUUUAGAUAGAUGAUAGAUUUUGUUGUUGUUGUUGUUGUAUAUAUUUGGUUGAGUGCUACGAUUGGUUCAGGUGUAGAUGGAGACAAGUAUCUAUGUACGACGCUAGACAUAUCAACAGACAGGAGAAUAACCAGCAAACCAAAGCG
Aspergillus ibericus CBS 121593 is the source of this 950-nucleotide messenger RNA. RefSeq names its product adenylyl-sulfate kinase. NCBI's taxonomy places the organism in Eukaryota, Fungi, Ascomycota, Eurotiomycetes, Eurotiales, Aspergillaceae. The record is from RefSeq and is a predicted model, not a curated record. Gene Ontology annotation, molecular function: adenylylsulfate kinase activity; ATP binding. The coding region runs from base 157 to 792 and encodes 211 amino acids. The transcript is spliced from 2 exons. Gene Ontology annotation, biological process: sulfate assimilation.